Pseudozyma hubeiensis SY62 is the source of this 3636-nucleotide messenger RNA. RefSeq lists its product as hypothetical. The transcript has a single exon. Lineage: Eukaryota; Fungi; Basidiomycota; Ustilaginomycetes; Ustilaginales; Ustilaginaceae. The coding region runs from base 1 to 3636 and encodes 1211 amino acids. The record is from RefSeq and is a predicted model, not a curated record.
AUGAUGGACGCCUCGCUUCCAGCAGACCAAAGCGGGCUCUCCGACCUGUCCGCAGCAUCCAUAGAGGACAUCGAGCCGCAUCUUGCACCACAAUCACCUUCGGACGGAUUCGAUGCAGCUCCGGCGACGCCAAUGCAGAACUCACCUCCGGCUUUGAUUCCCAUGCAUCUCAACGCAACGCCCGGGCCAAGCCGUCUCCGCACGGAGCUGAACGACAACUCUCGCGCAGCUUGGACACCGAGUCCAGAAGCUGAAGCUUCUCGCUCAAAAUCCAGCAGCCGGUCAAUACACAGAGCAUCUCCAAGAAGUUCUGGCCGUGGCAACGAGAGCAUGGGCUCCAGCUUGGGCACCUUCGAUUUCAGCAAUGCUUCAUUCAGCGAGAGCUUCCUCCGACAAGCAGGCGCACACAUGCUUGCUGGUCUUGACGAAGCACCUUUGCCAUCUGCGCCAUCUUCAGCUUCCUCACCCAGGUAUCGCCACUCUUCGUCACCCACAGUCACUGCCAAACCCAUUCGUCCUGUCGAUCCUAGAACACCGUUUACGGGAAAGAGCCUGCGCACCCGUAUGGCCGAGGCUGGAAUGCUCGACAGCCCUGCUUCGUCCGACGGCAGUAGUCCAGCAUCAAGCCCCACAGCGCGUGUACUGCCAGAUUCAUACACUCGCACACUUACCGUACACCACGAGGAGGACGAGGGUGACAGUUCGCAGCUGCCGCUUGACUCGCCACAUGACGACCAUGUCUCGUCCUCAAAUUCGCCCGUGGUGGACAAGCUAGAAAGCGACGUUUCGCCACUAAAUCAUGAUAAAUUGACGGUAAUGGACAGCUUCGGGCUGAGCGAGCAUCACGAGUGGCAAGAAGGCUUGUCCAUAGUACCAGAGGAGUCCUACAUCGAAGACGCAUCUCAACUACCUUCGUCUCCCUUUGGCCGUCGCAUUUCGCAUACAUCCGCUGACCUCGACGAAGCUUCCAGGCACUCGAUAUCGGAACUUCCUCCCACAACAGAUGCGCCCGAAUUCUUUCCCUCAAAAGCAUCUUUGAGCGAUGCCGCGGAGAACGGCGCCGAACUGUCCGCAGGAGUAUCGUCUCCGAAGCGGCUCAAGCAGGGUGACAGGUCAGCAUAUAGCCCGGAUGAGCCUGCCAGAGAUUUGGAAACUCAAGCCGGCGAUCGAAUCAAUUACCCCGUCCGAGCUCGCGCUGCAUCUCCAGCAGCUACACCUCCAUCAGCUCCUCGCGCUCCAAACACUCCGAGGUCUUUUGCAAGGCUUCGCGUUGGAACGCCCGUUAGGUCCUCACCUCUCUCGCGCGUCGUCAACUUCUCGCCUUCUUCUGCAGGCUCAACUCCGUCUCAGUGGCAGAGUCCUGCCAGCCAGAGGAGUGUCGCAGAAGCCAUCGGAUCCUCAUCAGGACCGUCAGCCGGCGGGUCUAAUGUCGCUUCACCAAUGAACCACAUUCAGCUCGAAGCUGGCGACCAUCAGCUGUUUCCUCAGACACCAGGCAGCACGAAAUCCGCACAGCAGGUGACCUCAACUCCGUCUCAACAAUGGUCUCCGGCAACUUCCGCUUCUUUUGCGACUCCAGCAUCACAACGACCUCUUCCACAGUCAACACCGGUCACGCCUGCGAAUUUCAGAGCGGCAGUCGACCACCACGCCUCCACUUCGGCAUCAGCUUUCGCUUCUCCCGCAGCCGAGUUCGGCACACCGCAAUGGACCCCUUCCCCCGGGCCCUCGUCUGCCGAAUCUCACCAACCCGAGACCGUAGAUGAAGCAGCGCAGCCAGAUAUCAGUAUCAAGACAUCACUCGAAGUCGAGGAGGAAGAAUCUGCCUCAUCAUCCGCCUGUUCGUCUGCCUCUGCUGCUUCCGAAAGAAAGCAGAGCGGCGACGUAUCGACUGCAUCUCAGCCUGAAAGUAAAGCAUCUCCUCGAAGUGGGAAAAAGUCUCACAAGCUCGACACAUCCCUCGCUUCGACCAAAGAUUCCGACUCACCGUCAGUGGCAAGAUUCUCCCGCAUGCAGCUAUCUCGCGCCUCGCCACCGAUCAUCCUGCUUAACGAACUCGAAUCGGUCCCGGAGCUCGGGAUCGUAGCAAAGGCAUUCGACUCGCUCAGCCAUCUUUCCGAUUCGCGUGUCUCUCGAUUGCUAGCGCAGCUCUCUGCUGCAACAGCCAAGAUCGAAGAGCUGGAGAAUGCGCUGGACGCCAAGGAGGGCGAAGCGGUGGAGUUGCAAGAUGUGCGUGUCACGCUGUCACAGCUGUCGAUGCAGUACGAGGAGCUGGUGGCGGAAACGGACGCGAAAGAUGUCGCUGUGGCGGAGAUGGUGAAGCAGCUUCAGGUGGAAUUGAAGGAAGGCGGUCGGGGAAGGGAGAGAGAAUUGGGACGUCAGCUGGAAGAGGAACGACGGUUGAGAGAGGUCGAUCGACGGGAUUACGAGGUUCGAAUUCAGGGGCUGCUCAAUCCAGCUAACAGCUCCUCUGUCCCGUCGGACUAUGCUGUUGAUCAAGCAGCUUCGACGGGUGACGCCAAGCUAAGCACAGCGGUAGAGCAAGCAAAGGAGCAGCUGCGACUCACGUUGGAGAAGGACUUUGACAUUCGACGCGCUAUGGAGCAGCGAGAGCUUCUCGCCAAAGUGGAACGACUGGAACGCGAGCUAGCAUCAGCACCAAGCCCCACCGAUGUCGACGGAUACGCUGAACAGCAGCGUCAAAUCGACCAGCUCACUACGGAUCUAGAUCGACGUUUCGAAGAGCUCGAAGAUCUGCGAUCCGAACUUGACGCCGUGGCGUCGGCGAGGGAUUCGGCUGAAGAACGCGUGGCGAUGCUCGAAGAAGAACUGGAAUCUGCACGAAUCAGCCAACGCGGCAACAGCCACAGUCACGAUUCGAAGAGCGAGGACGAGCUUGUGGAAGAGCUCGAGGCGCUCCAAACAGCACUCGCGGAAAGAGACGCGCAGAUCUCGAACUUGGAGGAAACGCUCUCCCUCACCACAUCUCGACUCACCACCGUCACAACCGAACGAGACGCGCUUUCGCAUCAGAACACCGUCCUUUCACAAACGUCCACAGAUAGCGCGGAGAGGAUCCAACGGCUCGAAUCGCACAUCCUGACACUCGAAUCUGAACUUCGCGUCCGCACACCUUCGUCCAAAUCCACCUCCACCAACACGGAAAGUGCAUCACCCGAACGACUCCUCCGUCUGGAACGCGAGCUCUCCAACCUCCAGCUAGAGCUCGUCAAGGCGACCAAGGCCAACGAAGCGCUGCAGGAGGACAAUGUCAAUUUCUCGAUCGCACUGAGUGCCAAGCAGUUGGAGCUGGGGAUGGUCAAGAGGAAUGCGAGGUUUGCAUUGAAGGAUGCAGCGAACGCGAACGUGGGGGUGGAGAAGAGUGUGGGUUUGCCGAGGAGUAAGGCCGUGGCGGUGGUGUUCCCGACGGUGCCCAAGGGAGAAGUGCAGGAGCGGAAAGGUGGACGGGCGGGGUACAAGGAGAAUGUGGUACCGAGGCGGGAGGAGGUGGUGAACACGGCUAGAGCGCAUGCUAGGCAGAUGCUGGAACAGAGACGCGGAACUGGUGUGGGUGGAGGAGAGGGAAGAGUGGAAGGAGGGUAUGCGGCGAGACGACGUCAGAUGAUCGCUGCUUGA